AUGUCCGGAAUUCAUGAAUAUUUUAAGCGAACCUUUUCGGAAUGGAUUAUUGAGGACUUCCUUAAUAAGUGCGAUAUAAAACAAUUUGAUAUCAAAAUAGAUCGUUACCUCAAAUCUCUUGAUAUUAUCGCAGACUACGUAACAGGCAAAAGGAAAGAGAGAACAAAUCUGUUCCUAAACAAGUAUAGAAAGGAAGACGAUCGAACUGAUUAUCAAAUUGCAAGAAAAUGGAGAAAUAAUCACGACCCAACCGGUGGAUCCUCGUUUCACCUUCAUAAUCCUACCUUUACAAGGAACCCUCUGAUGGGCAACUCUGGCAGUAUUAGCGAGAAGAAUAUAUCUACACUAUAUACAUCAUAUCGCUUAAAAGCAUGGCAAAUGGCGCGAGAAUCAGGUUUAUCUAUCGAAACAGACUACCGUGAGAUAUUAACGAAAAAUAUUUCUGUUAAGCCAUUGGAAGACCUUCUCAGUGAGGGCACUCUGACUGCCAACAUAAUUAGUCCAGUAUUGCGCUCUUUCUUUCACGAUGCUUCAAUACAUCCGACCAUUUGGCACAACACUGCCAGUAUGAGUAGUAAAAUCCAUAAACUUGCCGAUCUAGAUCCCUCACGAGUAAAGCAACCAGACAUGAUUGGAAAUAACAACAAAUCCAAAUACGAAAUUAUGUUUGCCAGUGACAUUUGUUGUGAAUCCCAGGAAAAAUAUGAGAAUGAAGUGCAAAGGCUUCGUAAUUAUAUUAACAAAAAGAAGGAAAAUGGUAAUGUUCCUGUAGAAAUCAUAAAUAGGUUGAAAGCUACAUUGAGAAUACCGCAGUUUAAAAAAAUAGUUAAACGUAAAUAA
Messenger RNA from Cetraspora pellucida, 840 nucleotides. The record is from the annotation of a GenBank genome assembly. NCBI's taxonomy places the organism in Eukaryota, Fungi, Glomeromycota, Glomeromycetes, Diversisporales, Gigasporaceae.